Gaeumannomyces tritici R3-111a-1 is the source of this 3076-nucleotide messenger RNA. RefSeq lists its product as hypothetical. Bases 170 to 3076 code for a protein of 968 amino acids. The transcript has 3 exons. Lineage: Eukaryota; Fungi; Ascomycota; Sordariomycetes; Magnaporthales; Magnaporthaceae. The record is from RefSeq and is a predicted model, not a curated record.
CAGUCGCAUUUUCACAAAGUUCCCCAUCCCAUUUUUGGCGCUCGCUCAGCAAUAGCCCGACUGAUAACAACAGCGUCACCAUGGCAGAACGUCACCACAAGAUGGGAGGGGCUGCCAGGGGGCUGUCGACUCCAGUGUUGUAUCCUCCCCUCGUAUCGCGUAAUCACCGAUGAACCAAGCUCCUCCUUCCGCUUCUGCCUUCGUGCCAAUGCCGCCCAAGCCACGAGCCGCCCAAGGUAGCAUCGCGCUAUCUCGGAUGCCGGCGUCACCAAGGAUGGCGACAAUACCGGACAAUACUUUAGAGUGGUUGCGCGCUGCUGGGCUCCUCCCGCACGCCCUAGCUCUGGGCCGCAGGGUUUGUUUCCUCGCCGUGGAGAAGAUGACGUCGAUAUCCAAGGGCUUCCUCCUGCUUUCGGGUCUCGUCCUGGCGGGCGUCGCCGGCCAGGACAACCUAGGUCUCAGCAACGGCUACAUCAACUUGACCACGGCCAACUUCAACCUCCAGCUGGUGCGUGAUGCCCAAGUGCUUGUCUCGCUCAAGCCGACAGGCGAUGCCUUCGACUUUUUGCCAUUCGACUACUUGUCCCUACGGGCGCGCAACGGCCAAUAUCACUGGGGCGACAUCACAUUCCGCUACCGACGAGCGGGCGACGCAGCAUGGACAUCCGGCGACUCCUCCACUGCUCGUCGAGCCGUCCCUGCUGUGGCCACCCCGUCUCCCGGCGUCUUAUUAUCGUCACUUCUUGGUCCGACCUUGGGCAGUACUGCGGGCCCCCUCAACAUCACACGCGAAUGGCUGGACGUGUCGGGCGAUCUUGGCCUACGCUUCAUCAUCCAGAACUCGGGCUCGCAGGCAGUCGAGCUGGGCAGCCUUGGCUUCCCAGCUGAGUUCAACAGCAUCUUCACGGGCCGCCAUGCAUCGGACAUGCAGCGCCUCUGUUCCCUGUCCGACCCCUACAUCGGCAUGCACGCCGGCCACAUCCGCGUCGCCCCCAUCCGCGGCACCGGCGCCGCUCUUGUUGUGACGCCCCUUGGCGACACCCCUAUGGAGGCGUAUCGCAAUCUGUGGGAGAACGGCUACGAGGGGACUUGGCACGGCAGCCAGACGUUCGAGGGGCUGUACGAGUGGCAGGUGCUGAGCAAGGCAUGGGCCGAGACCGAGUGGCGCGGCCAGACACCAUGGAAUCCUGCCUCUUCCAGGACGCUACAGCCAGGCGAGUCGCUGCAGUUUGGAGUCCGCUUUUCGGUGGCCAAGGGAGGCGUGCGUGACCUUGACGCCACCGUCCGCGGCACGGGCACGCCCACAGCCGUCGGCGUGCCUGGCUACAUCGUCCCGAGGGGAGUUGCCGCGCAGCUGUUCUUGCAGUCGGCAUCCGUGGUGCAGUCCAUUAGCUCGGAGCCGACUGGGGCACUGCAGGUCUCCCAAAUUGGAUCAGGAAAGUACGCCGUCACGCCAUCUUUGGGCGCAUGGGGUCGCUCACACCUCAGGAUCCAGUACUCCGACGGCAAGGUCCAGACGAUCCACUACUACAUCACCAAGUCCUCGACCGAGGCCGUGGCAGACCUUGGCCGAUUCCUCACCACCGCCCAGUGGUUCGACGACUUGUCGGAUCCCUUCGGCCGCGCCCCGUCUGUCAUGACGUACGACUACGAGACAAGGUCCAUCGUGACACAAGACUCGCGGGCGUGGGUGGCUGGGCUUAGCGAUGAGGGUGGGGCUGGGUCCUUCCUGUCUGCCUUUAUGAAGCAAGCCAUCCAGCCCAACGCUGACGAGGUGGCCAAGCUUGAGGCGUUUGUGGACGGUGUGCUGCGUCCGAGACUCCAAACCGCCGACCUCGGCGUACGGAAGAGUCUCUUCUUCUACGAGCCCGCCGCCGUGCCGGGCUAUUCGUAUGACACGAGCCUCGACUGGACGAGCUGGACAUCGUGGAACCGGGCUGCGGCGUCCACAAUCGACCGUGCAUACAACUAUGUUCACGUCGCCGCUGCCUACUGGUCCCUCUACCGGGUGGCGCGGGCAUACCCCAGUUUGACAAAGCGCCAUGGCUGGGAGUGGUACCUCGACCAGGCACACGGGACUGUCAUGAGGGCGAUGCGAAAUGACGUCGGAUAUAACCGGGUUGGCCUCAUGGGCGAGACGGUCUUUGGUGAGAUCCUGACCGAUCUUUCCCGGGAAGGUCGCGCGGCCCAAGCCAACGCGUUUACUGCUGCAAUGCGGUCUCGGGCGGCUCAGUGGGAUGCGGAAGAGGUGCCGUUCGGCAGCGAAAUGGCCUGGGACUCGACGGGUCAGGAGGGCGUGUACUACUGGGCCAAGUAUUUCGGCUACAACAACACGGCGGCCAAGUCUGUCAACAGCGUCUUGGGCUAUAUGCCCACCGUCCCACAUUGGGGCUGGAACGGGAAUGCCCGCCGCUACUGGGAUAACUACUACGGCGGCAAACUCCGUCGUAUCGAGCGUCAAAUCCACCACUACGGCUCCGCACUGAACGCGCUCGUCCUCCUCUCCGCGUUCCGUUCGUCUCCCUCGGACACGUACCUCCUCCGGGCAGGGUACGGGGGAACUACUGGUCCGCUCUCCAACAUCAACCAGGAAGGCUUCGCCGCCGCCUCGUUUCACUCCUGGCCCGACACGCUGCGGUGGGACGGCAUCAGCGGUGACUACGGCCCAGGCUUCCUAGGCCUUGCUCUCGGGUCUGGAACCUACGUUGUAAACGAUGGCGAGCUCGGGAUCGUAGCCUUUGGGGGCGAGCUACAGCAGCAGGACAUCGCUAGUGGGAGCUUCAGCGUCAGAACGGCAGAUGCAGUCCGGCGGAGGGUUUUCGUGGGACCCCUGGGCGUGCUUCUGAGCGUCGACUCCGGCAUCAUCAGCGAGGUCAGCUUCGACAGCUCGGGGGCUCUGUCAGUAACGAUCGCUCAGCAAGAAGGCGGGCCAGUCGCCCCCUCUGUCCUCCUCUGGGCAGAAGCCACCACUCCCAGCGCGCGUGGGGUCAAGGUUGUCACCUCAGGCAUUAAGCAGACGCGUGGAGGAUGGAGUGUUCCCAUGUCGUCGCCCAGGGUGACGGUGCAGCUUACCUGA